Babesia bovis T2Bo is the source of this 1519-nucleotide messenger RNA. RefSeq names its product putative ATP-dependent RNA helicase DDX47. The record is from RefSeq and is a predicted model, not a curated record. NCBI's taxonomy places the organism in Eukaryota, Apicomplexa, Aconoidasida, Piroplasmida, Babesiidae. Gene Ontology annotation, molecular function: ATP binding; nucleic acid binding; RNA helicase activity. The transcript is spliced from 7 exons. The coding region runs from base 50 to 1516 and encodes 488 amino acids.
UCUGUAGCAAUUCCGGGCUUUCAACCCGUAGGUAGAUGACCAUAGCUAUAUGCUGUAUGUAAAGCAAAUCAGUAUCCACUUUUUGGUACUUGACGUUAAACACUAUAACACAGAUCAUAGCAAAAUAAUGUCGAGUCAAGACAGCGACUCAGAAGGCGUGGAUGCCUUGGAGGACUUCAAAGCACGACUACAGGCACCGUCCACCAAACAGCAUAUGCAAACCGAGACGCAGUCAAAUGAAGCUUCAACGACCACGACUUUCCAGUCGCUGGGAGUGUGCCCGGAAUUAUGCAAGGCGUGCCAGUCCAUGGGAUGGCAGGCACCCACCCCUAUACAAAUGGCCGCCAUACCACAUGCACUUAAUGGCCGAGAUGUGAUCGGCCUUGCUGUGACGGGCUCAGGGAAGACUGGCGCAUUCACAAUACCAGUGCUGCAUCACCUGCUCGAAGAUGUACAAAGGAUAUAUUGUGUUGUGCUCGCACCCAGCAGGGAGCUCUGUGAACAAAUUGCCGAACAGUUCCGAGCACUGAGCAGCUCUAUCGCAUUGCAGGUCUGUGUCAUCAUAGGUGGAGUGGACAUGGUACAUCAAGCAUCGGCAUUGGCAAAGCGACCUCACGUCAUUGUGGCAUCACCCGGCAGGUUAGCUGACCAUGUGGAAAAUACAAAGGGAUUCUCUUUGUCCACAGUCAAAAAGCUGGUUAUCGAUGAGGCAGACCGCCUCCUAUCGCAAGAUUUCGAUGAAGAACUAGAUAAAAUCAUACACGCAAUGCCCACCGAGAGGCAGACGUUCCUGUUCUCCGCAACUAUGACAAAGAAACUAAGCAAACUGCAGAAAAUGGCGCUGAAGGAUCCCAUAUCAGUACAAGUAGAUGAUAAGUAUAGUACUGCAGAGAACCUGGACCAGCGUUUCUUACUCGUGCCCCAAAAAUACAAGUACACAUAUUUGGCUGCACUACUGUGGUACUAUGCGACACGCACUGCCAUAGUAUUCUGCAAGACCUGCGACGGCGCCCAGAGGUGCGCUGCGUAUCUCAAGGGACUGAAAUUCACAACUGUAUGCUUGCAUGGGAAAAUGACACAGGCCGACCGUUCCAGAGCCCUGCAAAUAUUCAAAACAGGCUCAGUAAACAUUCUAGUUGCAACCGAAGUCGGUGGACGUGGAUUAGAUCUGCCCAUGGUCGAACUUGUAAUCAAUUUCGAUAUCCCAGAGUGCUCCAAAGACUAUAUACACAGGGUUGGACGCACUGCACGAGCGGGAAGGUCAGGGUUGGCCUUGACAGUAGUCACACAGUAUGAUGUCGAACUGUUCCAACGCAUAGAACUGGCACUCAACAAGAAACUAGAGGAAUUCACGGAUCUGGACGAAGACACUGCUCUGGCAAAGCAUGCUCUCUGUGCCGAGUCCCUACGUAGGGUACAGUCUGAAAAAUUGAAUCACAAGGGAAGAACGAACACCAACAAACGAGUUAGCAAGUUCCAAGCAAAAUACGAAGCAGCAAAACGCAAAAGACUAUAAACA